AUGCACCGAACUGGUCGUCGACGUCAUGCAGCUAUUAUACUAUUCGAUAUAAAAGCUGCCUUUGACUCUGUCUGGCAUGAUGGACUAAUCUACAAAUUAAAUGACCUAGGUCUUCCACCUUACUUAAUGAAUUAUCUCAUAUCAUUCUUACAAAAUCGAACUGCUGCAAUCGAAAUGGAAAGCACACUAUCAACACCAUUCAACUUAAAUAGCGGUACUCCACAAGGAUCUCCUUUAUCACUACUAUUAUAUAUUAUAUAUACAGCAGAUUCAAUGAAUGAAAUAUCGGAUCACACUGAACAUGGCUUAUUUGCCGACGACAUCGCUCUAUGGACUUCGUCAAACACAAUAUCAAGUCUUAGCUUCAGUUGGCUUGGCUUCAAAAUUCAUGAUUUGCUUCAUUUAAAUUUUCGUGAUACUAAUGAAACAAAUAUAUCGGAAAAGUUCCAGGAAUUAGUUGACAAAAUUUAUGCAGUUGUACCUGAUUAUGAUCUACAAGCUGCUAUGGCAGAAGAAGGGGGUGAUGGAUACUACUAUGGCGAUGAUGGCGCUUACAGCGAAGGUGAAGGAAGCAAUGUAGAUGGUGAGAAUAAUGAUGAAGAAGGAGACGACGAAGAAUAA
This is a messenger RNA of Rotaria sordida, 621 nucleotides long. The record is from the annotation of a GenBank genome assembly. Lineage: Eukaryota; Metazoa; Rotifera; Eurotatoria; Philodinida; Philodinidae.